UAAAGUCUAUGCGCCGUAAGGGCCUUGUGAUGUCACGGUCAGGUGACAUGCUAAAGUCAUGUGGGAUUGACUACCAGUCGACUUGUCCCUCCCGUGACGUAAUAUCUGUGCGCUUUCAUUUUAAAGUACAGUUUGAGGAGAAAAACAAAACAUGGGGGUGACAUGUGUCACACAGUUUCCAUUGGCAGAAGGGAAAAGUGUGCAGCAAACUGUUGAAAUCCUUACUCGCAAACUGGAGCAGCUGGGAGCUGAGAAACAAGGGACGUUCUUUGUGGACUGUGAGACCUACCACACUGCAGGGACCACUGUGGGGUCAACAGGUCAGUCUGGAAAACUUCUGUACAUCAUGCACUGCUCGGAAUACCCCCUCAGUACCUUCGCUCUGUUUGAGAAUGGUCCCUGCUUAGUUGCUGACCAGAACCUGGAUGUACUGAUGAUAAAACUUAAAGGAUUCUUCCAAAAUGCAAAAGCCAACAAGAUGGAGACACGCGGCACACGUUACCAGUAUUGUGAUUUCCUUGUCAAGAUUGGCACAGUCACUAUGGGACAGAGUGGUCGAGGGAUAUCUGUAGAGGUGGAUUAUUGCCCUUGCGCUGUGCCAGGGGACUGCUGGAAUCUGAUGGUGGAGUUUAUGCAGAGUUUAAUGGGUAGUCAUGCGCCAACAGUUCCCCCCGUUUUCAACUCCAAACACGAUGCACUGUAUACACCUGCAGACACCAUGGUGCAGUACAUGGAGCUACUUAACAAGAUCCGCAAGCACCAGCAGGGAACAGUGACUGGAAUGAGAUUAUGAGACUUGCACAGCUCUCUAUUUUUUAAUGGAGAAGUUGACCUCUUCACAACAAAGGCCUUUUGGGUAGGAGGAAGGAUAUUUUUAUUGAAAAGGACUUUAGAUAUCUGUUGCAAAAGUCUUUUUGAGUAGCUGAUAAUGUACAGGACAAAAAUAGUUACUUUUCAAGUAUUUUUCAAGUGGAUGUCUUGUUGGCAUCAUUGUAGAUCACUGUUCCAAAUAAUGUACAAAGUGAGUGACAUCUUGUGAAAAGGGUACUACAUCAUUUAAUAUGGUAUUACAACAAUUCAGAUGGUGAUUGUGUUUUAUACCUUGGUUUCUAUAAAGACUGUUGAGAAAAUGUGGACAGUUUGGAGGUAUAGCCAAGGCUGACCAGAUCCACAAAUCCUGCCGAAACAGUUAUCUAUUUUUAAAGUGUAACUAACCUUAUGAACAUGGUUUUUAUAAAAAAAAAAAAAGAAAAAUAUUCAUUUUUGUAAUAUACUUUACUUAUUUUACUGUUUUAGUGUCCUGCGUCUUUUAACAGAGCAGUCACAGGCAGGGGCUCUGCCUAGAACAUUGCUGCUGCUACCUGUGCCCGCUCUCAUACAGCCUAUCAUAGCAUAUUAAACGAGGGUGCCUAAUAGGUCAUUAAAACAGUAAGCUAAUUCAAGUGAGCUAAUUCAAAAUGAGUUAUGACCCAUAAAGAAUAGUUUAAUAAAAAUAAAAAAAAGUUCAAAAGGUUAGGUACACUUUAAAAGGGUUUUGUCACUUCAGCAAAGGCCAUUUAUUAUGUGGAGGAAGUUAAUACAUAUCACUUACUAAUGUAUUAUCCAUAUUGCUUCCUUUGCUGGCACUUUGCUGGUGUAAAGUAGAACUGGCUUAGUUGCCCAUAGCAACCAAUCAGAUUCCACCUUUCAUUUUCCAAAGGAGCUGUCAAAAAUGACAGGUGUAGUCUGAUUGCUUGCUAUGGGCAACUAAGUCAGUUCUACUUUACACCAGUUUGAUAAACAACCCCCUGUGUUCUUCUGUUCCAUCUUAGGAAUAGAAAAAUUGAAUUCAGGCCAAAGAUGGAUCAGUCACCUGAUGGGCUGCAAUGGUGCUUGACUGACCGCAUUGACUGUAUUGGGUUUUUCGUCAUGACGCCUGCCAUCCUACCAGACAUAGUGGCACAGCAUGCAGCAUUGUUUUGUCUGAAAAUUUUGUCAGGAUUUGUAUUGGAGGCCUCAAAUGGAGCGUCCAACACAGAAGUGAAGGAAGCCUGAUAUGAACUUUUAUUACAACCAAUACAUGUAUAUUUGCUUGAGGAAUAUAGAUACCAUUCUGCAUUGCUAUAUUCCUUAUAGGUAAGUAGCAUAUAUUAAAAGUAGACCACACAAUUUAUUCCCAUUUCGACAAGACCCAAAAACAGUAGCUGCUAGAGAGGGUUUAAAGGUGUUCUCCGAGAAACAGAAAAGCAAAAACAAAUAGAAAAUGUUAAAACAUGUUUAAUAUGAAUACAUUCCUAAAUACUUUUAAUAAUUUCUAAUGUCUCGUUUUGUCUAGUUGGGCUAUCAGUAGAGGAAUUAAAAUGUCCGCUGUGAGAUUCCUUCACAUGGAUUCCGUCCUAAUGACAGCAGGACGGCCUGAGUUAUAAUGCAGAGCAGGAGCUGUACGGAGGCUCUGUUCUCUGCUUUAUCGGCCCUGUAAAAUACUAUGGGGGAUUUUAUCAUAUAGGGAAUAUUUGAAGUCUGUUUCACUUGUAUCUGUGUUGGUGUACUUUAUGCCACAUUUAUCAAAUGUCACAUGUUGUUUGAUAAACUUGUCUUAUACUUAAACUUAACACUUUUGUCUAGAAAAACAACUUCAGGUUUCCUGCUCUACUCCUCUCCUGGAGUUAGAUUGCGACCUUUUUUGCGACUUAAAAAAAAUAAAAUAAAAUAAAACGCAAUGGAAAACUCAUUAACAUAGCUCCCCCAAAUAUGUAAGGCCAACCCAAUAGCAUUAUGGCACCUCCAGCACUCCGCAGGUUGUGAGG
Messenger RNA from Bufo gargarizans (Asiatic toad), 2786 nucleotides. It is a transcript of the gene MED20, whose product is annotated as mediator complex subunit 20. Gene Ontology annotation, biological process: regulation of transcription by RNA polymerase II. The record is from RefSeq and is a predicted model, not a curated record. The coding region runs from base 152 to 793 and encodes 213 amino acids. Gene Ontology annotation, molecular function: transcription coactivator activity. Gene Ontology annotation, cellular component: mediator complex. Lineage: Eukaryota; Metazoa; Chordata; Amphibia; Anura; Bufonidae. The transcript is spliced from 4 exons.